UUCCCGUAACCAACAAGUAUGGCAUCCUCUUCCAAUGAAAGAUCGAAAUCGAAGAGCAACGCCGACGAUCGCCAUUCUUCUUCAUCAACGACAUUACAGCCACUGGAUCGAUCCCAGUCCCGCAUUCCAGAACCAAAUGAACCUCUGUGGAAAAAAUUGUUCGGCCACGAAAUUUCAAUCCUAAACUGCUUUGGUUUCUUCUCCAGUGCGCACUCUCACAGUUCAUCAGCAAGAGUUUAUCAGAUCUGGCCAGGAAGAAAUGUGUUCUUCUUCAGGGGGAGACUAAUCUGUGGCCCUGAUCCCCGCGGCCUUCUUCUAACUUCAGUUUCAGUUAUUCUUUCUGAAUGGACUUUCUGCAACUAUAUUUGCAGCAGAACUUUGCUUGAUCAGUUUGUCCUUAUAGUCACUCUAUCAGUUCUCUUAACAGCUGUGGUUAUUGUUAGUUUGAUCAUGGCAAGCACAAGGGACCCAGGAAUUAUUCCGAGGAAUGAGAGCUCACCUUUGGAAGAUAUCGCUUCUAGUAGCAGAGUAAGAAGCAGAAGAAUCACCAUUGAUGGCAUUGAAGUAAGGAUCAAGUACUGCAGGAUCUGUAAGAUAUUUCGCCCACCUAGAAGCUUUCACUGCCAAGUUUGUGACAAUUGUGUGGAGAAAUUUGAUCACCAUUGUCCAUGGCUGAGCCAGUGUGUUGGCUUGCGAAAUAAUCGGUAUUAUAUGAUGUUUAUAUUUAUGGCUUUGGUGUUCUUCGUUUACAUGUUGUCUUUCUCAUGGUGGAAGAUUGGGAAGAAGAUGUCUGACAAUGAAUGGGGAGGUUUUAGAGCAGCGGCGGAGUUGCCUGAGACAUUUGCUUUGGCUCUGUUUAGUUUUGGGGCCAUUGGCUUUCUUGGAGGGCUUGCAAUUUUUCAUGUGUAUCUUAUAAUCGUGAAUCAG
This is a messenger RNA of Phalaenopsis equestris, 927 nucleotides long. Its product is annotated as probable protein S-acyltransferase 7. The record is from RefSeq and is a predicted model, not a curated record. Gene Ontology annotation, cellular component: Golgi apparatus; endoplasmic reticulum. Lineage: Eukaryota; Viridiplantae; Streptophyta; Magnoliopsida; Asparagales; Orchidaceae. Gene Ontology annotation, molecular function: protein-cysteine S-palmitoyltransferase activity. Gene Ontology annotation, biological process: protein targeting to membrane; peptidyl-L-cysteine S-palmitoylation.